CUCCCCCCGCCCAGUGCUCCCAGUCCUCCCAGUCCGGAUGCUGGCGGCCUCCAUCCAGGUCAGCGGGGAGCCGCUGUCGGCGGUCGAGGUUCAGGAUAUCUGCGACCGGCUGAGGGAGGACGGGGUCCGGCUGCUCUCGGUCCGCGGCUGCCGGCUGUCGGACCGGGACUUCGGGCGGCUCUGCCGCGGCGUGGCCGCCUCGCGCUGCCUGGCGCAGCUCAACCUCAACCUGGGCGUGGUCUCCAGCAUCGGCCGCGCGCGCCACCUGGCGGACGCCUUGGCGGCCAACCGCUCCCUGCAGACGCUGUUCCUCCACGGCAGCCCCCUGCUGGACGCCGGCCUGGAGGCCCUGAACCCGGCGCUGGCCGCCCACCCGGCGCUGGUCUGCCUGGACCUGGGCGACUGCCUGCUGGGGGACGCGGCGCUGGCGCUGAUCUGCGGGAUGCUGCCGCCGGACGGAGCCAAAUCAGGUCUCAGGGAGCUGACUCUCAGCGCCAACCCGCGGAUCAGCACCAAGGCCUGGGCCCGGUUCUCGGUGGCGGUGGCUCACAGCUCCCAGCUCCGGGUCCUCAACCUGGACUACAACCCACUGGGGGACCAGAUUGCGGCCAUGCUAGCGGUUGCCGUGGCGUCCAGUAGAACCCUGGAGGUUCUGGACCUGGAGGGAACCGGACUGACCAACCAGUCGGCGCAGGUGUUCCUGGACAUGGUGGAGAAUUACCCCACCUGCCUUCGGGUUCUGGUUCUGGCCGAGAACGAAGUGAGUCCGGAGCUGCAGCAGCAGAUCAGCGACCUGCUGUCUGAAGGGGAGGAGGACGGCCGGGAGGCUCCGCCCCCAGCAGGCCACGCCCCCAGCAGUGCCCUGCAGCCAAUCAGAGAGAAGCCCCUCCCCUGGCUCCCCCACAGCAACUCCAGUCCGCCCACGGUCGUGCUGACGUCAGGAGUAGGCGAGAGCCUAUUGGCUGAAACUGAAAUAUGACCACGCCCACUUCCUGCCAGAGCGUUGUCACUUCCUGGACUGAAUGUUUGUCUGCUCCGACCUGAUUGGUGGGUCUAGGGAGGGGGCGGGGCUUGUUGACAGGUGUUGCUUUGUUCUGCUGUGAUGAUGUCACAAUAAAAACAGUUUACAGCUCGGUAA
This is a messenger RNA of Xiphophorus couchianus (Monterrey platyfish), 1138 nucleotides long. It is a transcript of the gene lrrc73, whose product is annotated as leucine rich repeat containing 73. The record is from RefSeq and is a predicted model, not a curated record. Gene Ontology annotation, molecular function: protein binding. Lineage: Eukaryota; Metazoa; Chordata; Actinopteri; Cyprinodontiformes; Poeciliidae. The transcript is spliced from 6 exons. Bases 38 to 979 code for a protein of 313 amino acids.